AUAAUGUUUUCACAGUUAUUCAAGUGUGAGAGAUUCUAUAUUAACUAUGACAGUUUAAUGUUCUUUUUUCAGUUUUUGUGCAGUCUGAAUUAAAGCCUCUGAAGACUGACUUAAUUUUAGUGUGAUGGGGGAAGAAGAAGAUAGAAUGGCACCCAGACCUGCGACGUCGACUUCACAGCCAUUUUACACGCAUGAGAAUGUAUUUGGAUCUCCAAAUGUCGACCAUGUGAGUAGGCAAGUUGAUGUUUUAUUUUCUAUUAAAGUGUGUUUGACGUGCUUCAAAAAAUAUGUGCAGCAUCCUCACGAGAUGCCCUACCCUCCGCCUAGUAAUUUGGAGGAUUUUAUUAGAGUUGAAGAUUCAUUCCGGAUGCCACCUUAUAAUCAGUACCAGUCGUCAAGUAAUCUGGAAGACUUGGGGCAAGAAACGCCUCCUGCGUCAAUGACACCAAAUAGUGUAGAAGCUGAAUUUGAAGAAAAUGUUGGAAGUUGUCAUGAUGCUGAUGGUAUUAUACUAUGACGGGCUAUGUAUUUAGUGACGCUAAUAUCCAAUUGAUGCUAAUUCAUUCUUAUGUUUCCAUUCAUAGAAAUGUUCUUUGACAUAAAUGAAGAUUUAGAGGGUAGUACUGUUGUCCCGGAUGAUGAGGUACAAGUUGAACCACCAAGACCCGGUAUGGAGUUUGACAGUGAGAAAGAGCUUAUUGCCUACUAUAAGCAGUAUGCCAAGCAAGAGGGUUUUGGCAUAAGGACACAGAGGACUAAAAGAGAUGAUGAUGGGAGGCCUGUGUAUCUGACUAUUGGUUGUGCCCGUGGCGGAAAGUACUAUCCGAAGCCAAACACUAAUAUCUCGAAGCCAAGGGCAACAACUAAAACGGGUUGUAAGGUGAAGGUAAAUGCAACGUUGAACUGUCAUGAGAAAUGGGUUUUCACUACUAUUGAAAAUUCUCAUAACCAUAUUACUUUGAGCCCCAAGAAAAGUAGACUAUUGCGAUCGCACAAGCAUCUAGAUGAAUAUAGUCAAAGGAUCCUCGAGCUGAAUGAUAGAGCCGGUAUACGAAUGCACAAGAACUUUUAUUCUCUUGUUGUUGAUGCGGGGGGUUAUGAGAAUUUGGCUUUCCAAGAGAAAGAUUGUAGGAAUUAUAUUGACAAAGCUAGAUUUUUAAGGUUGGGUAAAGGAGGUAGCGAUGCACUUAAUGAGUAUUUCAAAAGAAUGAGAGAUCAGAAUGAUGGCUUUGUUUCUUACAUGGACGUGGAUGAUGAUGGAAGGCUACGGAAUGUGUUUUGGGCUGAUGCACGGAGUCGAGCCGCCUAUGAGUAUUUUGGAGACGUUGUAUCCUUCGAUACAACAUACCUAACAAAUAGGUACGGUAUGCCUUUUGCUCCAUUCGUUGGUGUUAACCAUCAUGGUCAGUCCAUAUUAUUCGGGGCGGGAUUGCUAUCAAGCGAGGACACACAUAGUUUUGUUUGGUUGUUUAAAAUGUGGUUGGAUUGCAUGAAGGGUAGGGCGCCCAAAGCUAUCAUAACCGACCAAGAUCGAGCGAUGAAGAAUGCGAUUGCUACUGUAUUCCCUGAAACUCGCCAUAGAUAUUGUUUAUGGCAUAUAAUGCGCAAACUUCCAGAGAAGUUAGGAUCGCACGCCAACUUCAACUAUGGGUUGAAAACUGACAUUCAGUCUGCAUUAUAUGAUUCACAAACCACCACAGAAUUUGAGGAGAGCUGGGGUCAACUACUUGCAAAGUACGAUCUGCUCGACAACAAUUGGCUUCAGUCCUUAUAUGAGGAAAGGUCCUUUUGGGUUUCAGUUUUCCUCAAGAGUGUAUUUUGGGCUGGUAUGAGCACAACGCAAAGGUCGGAAAGUAUGAAUGCAUUUUUUUACGGGUAUGUCCAUGCUGGGACGGCAUUGAAGGAAUUUGUUGACCAAUUCGAUAAUGCUCUUAGAAAGAAAGUGGAGGUCGAGACAACUGCUGAUUUCAAUUGUAGCAACCAAACUAUCCCCUGCGUCUCCCCUUUCAACAUUGAGAAGCAAUUUCAAAAAGUCUAUACAAAUGCAAAGUUUAAGGAGGUCCAAAGAGAGUUGAUGGGCCUAAUGUGUUGUAAUUGUUGGUUGGUAAGCACACAAGGUUGCAUUUUAACAUUUGAUGUGUUGGAUGAAAUAUCGUUUGAUGAGCAAACCAAAAGAGUUCAUUACUCAGUUUACUAUAAUGAAGAUGAGUGUGAAGUAAAAUGCACUUGUGGAUUGUUUGAGAUAAGGGGGAUUUUAUGUAGGCAUGCACUUAGAGUUUGUCAGUUGAAAAAUAUUAAUGAGCUGCCAGAUGUAUACUUCUUAGAUCGAUGGAGAAAGGACUUAAAAAGGCAUUACACAUUAAUAUCAAUUUAG
Molecule: messenger RNA, 2374 nt
Organism: Carya illinoinensis
Lineage: Eukaryota; Viridiplantae; Streptophyta; Magnoliopsida; Fagales; Juglandaceae
Product: protein FAR1-RELATED SEQUENCE 5-like
Exons: 2
Coding region: 569-2374 (601 amino acids)
Biological process (GO): regulation of DNA-templated transcription
Molecular function (GO): zinc ion binding
Source: RefSeq, a predicted model, not a curated record